AUGUUAAAGAGGCUGAUAGUGCCAUUGCUGCUUCAAUUAGUGGGAGUUUUUGUGUUUUUAUCAGGCUUCUUUCCUCAAAAGAACGUUCUAAGUGGUGAUGCAAGUUUCACAAUUGAAACCAAGAUACAGGAAAAUACAAAACCGCCAUUUGAUAAAUUAGUGCUGGUAGUUAUUGAUGCUCUUAGAAGUGAUUUUUUAUACAACGAGGUGAAUUCCGGGUUUUCUUUUGUUCAUUCCAAGAUUAACUCUGGUGAGGGAUGGGGCUACACGGCUUAUUCAAAUCCCCCUACAGUCACAUUACCUAGGUUGAAAGGUAUAACUACUGGGUCUACUCCAAGCUUUCUAGACGCAAUCUUAAACGUUGCAGAAGAUGAUUCGUCUUCUAAUAUUAAAGAUCAAGAUUCAUGGCCAAGACAAUUCCAUAAUCACGGUUUCAAGUUGAGAUUCUUUGGCGAUGAUACGUGGCUGAAAUUACUUCCAAAUGAUAUUUUUGAUAAAUAUGAAGGUACAAAUUCUUUCUUUGUAAGUGAUUUUGAACAAGUAGAUUUGAAUGUGACUAGGAAUAUUCCGGAGCAGUUAAAUGAAUCCAAAGAAUGGGAUGUUCUUAUAUUACAUUACCUAGGGUUGGAUCAUAUUGGACACAAAGGUGGUUCUAAUUCUACCUUUAUGCCUGCCAAGCAUAGAGAAAUGGAUGGUGUUAUUGAGAGACUUUACAAUAAUAUGAAAGAUGAUACUUUAAUGAUAAUUAUGGGUGAUCAUGGUAUGAACGAUGUUGGUAAUCAUGGUGGCUCUUCUGCAGGAGAAACUUCUGCAGGUCUCGUUUUUCUUUCGAAGAAACUAGCUGGUUAUGAUAGGCCUAUAGCUCAGAAAAAUGUUAAAGUUCCAAUGACAUUGGACGAUCCAUCAACUUUCCAAUAUCUCACUAGUAUUCAGCAGAUGGAUUUAGUACCCACGAUUUCUUCUCUUUUCAAUGUCCCGAUACCUAAAAAUAGUGUUGGGGUGCUUAUUCCCGAAUUUAUUCAAUUAUUGAAUAAGAAAGUAGCAAACAUUAAAAUUAUGGAAAACUAUAAACAGUUAUUAGAUGUGGCUAAAGAAAUAGAUGUACAGAAUUAUCUUAGUGAGUUCAAAGUUUCAAAGAAAAUAGAUACAAGCAUUAUUAUAAACAAAAUGAAGGGUAUUCAACAAGAUUUGAUCCGUAAUGCUACUGAUUAUAAUUAUGAUAAUAUAUCUGUUGGAUAUGGGGUGCUAUUGAUUGCGACAAUUAUUGCUAUUAUUUGUGCUAUUAAAAUUAUGCAUUUCGGUCCUCCAUUCGCAUUAACUAUGGCGAUUUCGAUUUUGCUGGGGCUUUCAUGUUUUGGUAGCAGUUUUAUUGAAGAGGAACAUCAAUUAUGGUGGUGGAUCAUUACAGCACUCGUGGUAUUUGGAUAUAUUCAUUCUACCAUCAUAGGAAAUAGGAAAUUUAAAUUAUAUUUUAUUGUUUUUGUUUGUUUGAGAUUAAUCAGAGGUUGGAAUAAUACCGGUCAACAAACUACUUAUAGUUAUGUUAUCUCAAACAUUUUAGAGGCCAAGUCGUCGCUUUUAUGGGCAUUGAAUAUAUGGACUGUAUUUAUCCUAUGUAUGAGAGGCUUCAAAAAAAAUCCUACAUCCUUCAUUUCUAGUUUUACCCUUGGCAUGAUGGUUCUUACCUACAAGAUGAACUGGUCCAUUGUUAACAAAGAGUCAGUUCCUGAGUACCUACAUGAAAUAGUCAGAAAGUACUGUGAAAUUUACACAGGUACUCAUAAUGAUAGUGUGUUUGAAGAUGCAUUGAUUCCAAUGGCCACGUUGUUUUUCCAAUCGAUUUCAUCGAUAUGUUUCAUUAAGAUAAUGGCAGUCAUGUUAAAGAUGCAAAAAUCAGACACCCUUUUAAACGACAUGUCUAAAUAUAUUACACUAUUACUGAUUUUCUUGUCAUCAUCUUCAAAUAUCCCACAAUUUUUGAUAUUCGAGAUAUUGAGAUAUUGUAUCAUUAAGAUUGUCCAAGACCAAUAUGAUUCCUCAAUAUAUAUAGUGUCCCUCAUUUCAUUGAUCCUUCAAAAUUUUACGUUUUUCCAAUUUGGUGGUACCAAUUCAAUAGCUACUAUUGACCUUGUCAAUGCAUACCAUGGUAUAUCCGAAAAUUAUAAUAUAUAUGUAAUUGGCGGUCUUAUGGUGAUGGCCAAUUUUGCACCAGCAAUUUAUUGGACAAUGUUAGCUUGGGGUAUACUUUAUAAGAGUGUCAAGAGUAAAACUGAUACAUUUGUUAAAUGCAAGAUUCCAUACGUCUUAUUCAAUUGUAUAGUGGGAUGUUCGUUACUUGCUGCAUGUAUAGCAUUAAGAUACCAUCUGUUCAUAUGGAGUGUAUUCAGUCCAAAGCUUUGUUACUAUGCUGGUUGGACAUUAUUUAUGAAUGUCAUUGUCGGAUGCCUCUUAGAAGGCUUCCUCGUGUCAUUAGUAUAG
This is a messenger RNA of Maudiozyma barnettii, 2478 nucleotides long. RefSeq names its product mannose-ethanolamine phosphotransferase LAS21 (gene LAS21). Gene Ontology annotation, cellular component: endoplasmic reticulum membrane. The record is from RefSeq and is a predicted model, not a curated record. Bases 1 to 2478 code for a protein of 825 amino acids. The transcript has a single exon. Gene Ontology annotation, biological process: GPI anchor biosynthetic process. Lineage: Eukaryota; Fungi; Ascomycota; Saccharomycetes; Saccharomycetales; Saccharomycetaceae.